This is a messenger RNA of Glycine soja, 492 nucleotides long. Its product is annotated as 60S ribosomal protein L39. The transcript has 3 exons. Gene Ontology annotation, molecular function: structural constituent of ribosome. The record is from RefSeq and is a predicted model, not a curated record. Gene Ontology annotation, cellular component: cytosolic large ribosomal subunit; ribosome. The coding region runs from base 144 to 299 and encodes 51 amino acids. Lineage: Eukaryota; Viridiplantae; Streptophyta; Magnoliopsida; Fabales; Fabaceae. Gene Ontology annotation, biological process: translation.
AUUUAAUUUACAACAAAACCCACGAUUUACACUGAUAGCUGUAGGUAUAAAAGAAGCGCUGGUUAAUGUGUACUCCUUAGGGUUUGGUUAUUAGGGUUUUCGCUGACCGGUGCGCAGUCGAGCCUCCAGAAGACGAAUCGAAAAUGCCGUCGCACAAGACAUUCAGAAUCAAGAAGAAGUUGGCGAAGAAGAUGAGGCAGAACAGGCCCAUUCCCUACUGGAUCCGCAUGAGGACCGAUAACACCAUCAGGUACAACGCGAAGCGCCGUCACUGGCGUCGCACCAAGCUUGGAUUCUGAGGUGUAUGCUCUGCCUAGGUUCAAUUUAUCCAAUUAAUUAGUGUUUAAUUUUCUUGAGGCAAAAACAAUGUUUUGAGUUUUUAAUAUUUUCCAUUUGUUCGAAGACUAUAUUGUGUAAGGAACUUAUUGUAGUUCAUACUCAUGGCGUUUGUCAACUCCUUUUAAAGUAUUUUCGGAUUCAUUGCAUUUGGUA